Molecule: messenger RNA, 282 nt
Organism: Ostertagia ostertagi
Lineage: Eukaryota; Metazoa; Nematoda; Chromadorea; Rhabditida; Trichostrongylidae
Source: the annotation of a GenBank genome assembly
AUGGGUGAUCACGGUAACCGUAUUGGACUGGUGAGAUAUUCGUACACUGGAACUAUAGAAGAACGAAUGCCGCUGAUGGCUAUUCGACUGCCGACAAAUUUCAAAGUGGAAUACCCAGACGAAUACGCUAAUUUCUUGGAAAAUAAAUGGAAACUCACAAGUAACUUCGACAUCCAUCAAACGUUACGAGAUGUGGUACUGAUGAGAUUUGGAUCUGAAAGGACAAGCACUACGGCGUCAAAUGGUCGAGGGAUCAGCCUAUUCGACAAAAUACCUGCCACA